CUAUGCUUUAAGGCGAACAAUAUCCCAGUCUCUUCUUCCGACAAUUUUUAAUGAAGUGCAAGGCAAGUUGGCAAUGAAGUUGGAGAAAGUGAAUUGGGUCAGCAUUACGACACGUCUCUGGACGUCCGUGAAUACAGCAAGUUAUUUGGCUCUGACCAUUCAUUUCUGGGAUGAUGAUUCAUCAAUCCUCCAAUCCUUUGUACUGGAUUGCUUGAGAAUCAAAGGCCGACACACCUCCCUAAGACUUGAGGACGAAUUGAGAUCCAUCUUAAUCAAGCAUGAAGUCAUGUCCAAGAUUGUCGUGGGCGUGAUCGACAAUGGUGCCAAUAUAGUCAAGGCAUUGAGGGACAUUGAUAUCCGCCAGGUACCUUGCUACGCUCACACCUUGAAUCUUGUGGCACCAGGGUCGAUCAAAGAUGCACCUGCCCUCAUCAAGGUGAAGGACACCGCUUCCAAAAUUGUGGAGCAAACCAAACGGAGUCCCGUGGUCCAGGAUAAGUUUGAAGAUAUACAGCGAAAUCGAGGCCACACAAGGAUAAAGAAAUUGAUUCAAGACGUUCCAACAAGGUGGAAUUCAACAUUUGAGAUGAUGGAGCGGCUUGUAGAGCUGAGGGGUGCCGUGGCCGAGCUAUUGACUGAACUGGGAAUGAGCACAAAGGUUGGGGUGGUUGACUCUAACACUUGGCAAGUCCUUGGAGAAGCAGUUGAGGUACUUCAGCCUCUGUUUGAAGGAACCCUGGAACUCUCUGGGGAGAAACUAACCACCGGUUCAAAAGCUAUUCCACUUACGACAAUGCUCAUGUUCCGAUAUGAUCAUCUCAUUGAGGAAUCGGAUCCUGGAUCAAUUAAAUGUCAAUUAGCUAAAGCCAUCCGUGGUAAUCCGAAGCGCCGCUUUGGGGCCUUGGAGGAUAUCACCGAAUUAGCAAUCGCAACAUUGUUAGACCCCCGCUUCAAGGUUAAUGGAUCCCAAAGCUCUGUCAAGAAGGAUGUGGCCGUGGAAAAACUUGAGUUAGUGAUCAAUAUGGAGUUGCAGAAAGUGUAA
This is a messenger RNA of Tigriopus californicus, 1042 nucleotides long. Its product is annotated as zinc finger BED domain-containing protein 4-like. The record is from RefSeq and is a predicted model, not a curated record. Lineage: Eukaryota; Metazoa; Arthropoda; Copepoda; Harpacticoida; Harpacticidae. Bases 74 to 1042 code for a protein of 322 amino acids. The transcript is spliced from 2 exons.